UAUCCAUACAGGAUCAUAUCCAUACAUACAUAAUUGUAUAUAUAUAUUAUAUAUACAUUAUCGUAUCAACACAUGAUCAUGCCCUUACAUGAUAAUAACCAUACACAAUGGUAUCCAUACAUAAUCAUAUCCAUACAUAGUCAAACUAUACAUUAUCAUAUCCAUACAUUAUCAUAUCCAUACAUUAUCAUAUCCAUACAUAGUCAAACUAUACAUUAUCAUAUCCAUACAUUAUCAUAUCCAUACAUAGUCAAACUAUACAUUAUCAUAUCCAUACAUAGUCAAACUAUACAUUAUCAUAUCCAUACAUUAUCAUAUCCAUACAUGAUCAUGACCUUACAUGAUCACAUCCAUACAUUAUCAUAUCCAUACAUGACCAUAUUCAUUUAGGAUCAUAUCCAAACAUGAUCAUGAACGUACAGGAUCACCUUCUUAAAGGGUCAUUCUUAUACCACAAGAAUUAUAUUGUUCGAAUAUUGGUUAAACGUUUCGUAAAGGGGCGUUACGUUAAGGCUAAGUGUGUCCGUUUUAAGUCGAGUGUUUCCAACAAUUGUUUUUGUUCUCAUAACAAUGUUGAUGGACAUAUGGUGGAUAAUGAACUUUUAGUUUUCAUUUGUAUAAAUAUCGUCGAUUAAAAAUAAGAUAGCUUAGUAACAAAAUUGUUUAAAUGUCCAUUAUUAAUUACGGUUAAUAAAGGUUGUAGAUACCGGGCCAAGCUUUUUGUCCUUCCGUCCGAUGGUUGUUAACAUUGAGUUUCUGUUUUUAUUUUUCCUUUAUUAUUUAUGAUUUCAAUAAAUUAAGUCCUAUUCUCGCUUAUCGCCUAACACACAAUAAAGUAAAACGGUAUAAAUCAUUGUUCAAUAGGUUUAUGAAAUGAUAAAUCAUAAUCUAUAAACUGUUUAAUUCUGCUGUAUUGGAUCGUGCAUUAUGCGUUUUCAAUUGUCAAACCAGGUAAAACUAGGUUAAAUGUUUAAUCUGUUAAAUUUAUAUGACUGAAAAUGCUUGAAUGUUGUAGGAAUAUGCGGACAAUGCGAUUUCCAUUUCAACGUACUAUUAAAUGGAUUUGUUAAAAGAUUUUGGAUUUUGUUCAGAAAAACUCAUGUAAUAUCUUUUAUAACAAAUCUAUUAUCAUUUGAGUCGUCUUAAUUAAUUAUAAUAGCAGAUGUAAAGUAAGAUUAAAAAUAUAUCCUUUCCCGGGAUUCGAACCGAGACAUUUAAAAGAUAGAGCGCUACCAAUGCGCCUCGUAUGCUGUAAUUAUUGGCGGCGAAUUAUAAACCCUAUAUAAGUAAUACAUGUAUUUUCCAAAUUAUUGUGGACAAGCGUUUUAAAUGCAUCAUUAUUUACCGAUUUGCAAUAAUGAUUAUUAAUUAAUUUACCAAAGAUUUGAACAUUGUUCAUGGUCAUCAGUUUAUUUCGCGUGUUUAAGCAUAAUGUAUACCCUUUUUUUAAUCUAUGCCAUUUUUUGAAAUCUUCAUUUUUACACGACCAUUUAAGGCUGCUGAAACAAUUUGUAUGCUACGCUGGUUUGUAUGGCACCACUGCUAUCUUUGAUCACAAGCCUUGACGGGAUUAUAGGCCUAUUACCCACAUGCAUUAAGCCCAGUUUUCACAGAACGCGGCUCAAUGCCCCUUUUCAAUUGUUUUUGCGUUUAGUUUGCUGAUGCUGACAACACAUGUUGUAUGUCGACAAUGUUUCAAUCCGAUGUCAAGACUGCCGUUCAUUUUGAAAUUAUAUAAGAGUUAAGAGCGUAUUCUUGACAUUUGAACUCGGGUCUCGGCCAUUGCGCAAAAGUGCAAUUCGAAGGUCGAGACAUGUUAUUUUAAAAGUGCAGCAUGCAAGCUGCAUCAUUACGAUUGGCCUAUCAUAAACACAUUGACCCAUGACCUUUGACGUGUACAACCUUGACCUUAAAGAUAGGGAUACGGGUCUUACACUGGCCACGCCGUCAUGGGGAAGAUGUUGGUAAGAUAUUUUUUAAUUGCCUAUCGAAUAACGAAUGAACUAUCCAGAUAAGCCAUUUUAUGUCCAGGUUAAAUAUCAGUAUAUUUACGUAAAAUUACCACUGGACAUAACGCUAUGUGCACACAUCAUUAAAGCGCUUUAUUCAAAGCUUGUUAAAAUGACGAUUUUCAAGAUAAUGGUCACAGAUUCAAACAGAAUGCAUAAAUUAUGUUUAAACAACCGAAAAGAACUCCUGACUAAAAAAGUGUAUCAUCUGGGUUCUUAUAUGUAAAAUCGGCAUUAUAAAUCGUUAAAAUAACAACGUGUUUGUAACGCUUUUCAUCGAUAAUUUGGAAAUAUGUGUAUUGCUAACCUAUCGUUUAUGCUUCACUUUUAAACAUAAAAGCCAGCGUUGCGUGGUGGUAGCACACACGGUUUUGCUUCCACAGAGCCCGGAUUCGAAUCCCGACAGGAAAAAGAAUCUUUUAAAUUUAAAUCGCUUACUUGUUAUUGUUAUAAGUUAAAACAAUUUAAAACUGUAUAAAAUUAUUAGAAACCAUAUUUUAUGAAUUUAAAAAAAAAAUCGAAAAAUCGGUGAACAAGUCGCUGUAAUGUUAGAACGCGAGCUACGCGAUCUGAUAAUCAUUCCGAAUUAAUAUUCCAUAAUACCAGAUCUUGGCCGCGAUUGUGCCAUUAAAGUACCGAUACCCGAGAUAAAGAUCUUUAAAUAAAAGGAUUGGGGUGCGCGUAAAACACAAAGAGCAUUUUUAUAAUCGUUUUAAUAUCUCGGGAUUAAUUUCUAACAACAAAAGAGCCGUGUUUAUCGACAUACUAGUAAUUAAUUUAGGUUUCGAGAUAUAGAUUUGUGAUCGGCUUGUUGUAGUUAUUUUAUAUAAUGUAACGAAACAGCUAAAAUACGAAUUAUCAGAUACACUGGAUCUUAUUUGGUUGUUUUUGAUGGCAGUCAAUGUCAUGAAGUCUGAGUAGCGACAACCGGGAGACAGAAGUUAAGUUAGAAACAGAAUAAACCUGGGUGAACAUUGACUUAGUCUGAAACUAUCGACACAAACCGCAUCAUGACGGAGCCUAUAGGCUGGGCUAGCAUGCGCCAUUCGCUGCAUUACAAGACCGUCUUCCCCACUGUCCCGGAUGUCGGGAUGCAGGCCACACUGCACCGGAACUUGUCCAAGCGUCUGCAGCCGCGGGAAAUGAUCGAAAUCAACCAGCAAAACAUUGAAAUGGCGCGCCGGAUAUUGCAUCGACAGCGUGUAGCGCUUAAACUCUUUUCCGGAAGUCGACUCAAUCUGAAAGGUUCGACACCCCACGAGACGUCGUCGAGGCUUCAUCGGCAGCCGAUGCGUUCGAGCACUUGUCCGGACGGGUUCUAUCGUGAAAACUCGGAGACCUUUUCCAACAUGCGGUCAGAGGGGUCUACAUUGCUGACGGAAGCGUCUCUUUACGGACCGCCCAGAGAGUCUCUCACACGAGAGAGUCUUUUGCCUAACCUGUAUGGCAGAAAUAUGAGUACAAUACCGGGAAGUGCGCGUUCCAUAUUUUCCGAUCAAAACAUUUCAACAUAUGAUCCGGAGAAGGCACCGGACUCACGCGGGUACCUUGUGAAACUGAAACGUCCUAUCGUAUACAAAAAGAAGUACACAGAGGCGGAAGUGCAAAAUAUCGUGAGACGUCUUACGGACUAUGACCCGGAAACACACCCGGCGGAGUCUAAGGGGACGGUGCGUGACCGACCGGCAGUGGUGACUCAGGUACCCAGACAGAGCAUGAGCAGGAUUAAGAAAUGCACGGCGGAGGAAGUGCAGCAAAUUGUGGAGCGCCUGUAUUCGUUUGACAACUCAAAAUGGCCGCCUGAGUCGAGAGACAGAAAGCCACAGAUACAUCCGGGUCGGCCGCCGAGACAAAUUCAAACCGCUCCCGCUGGAGCAUCAAGACAACCGGGUAUCGUUGUUUCGGCGCCACCGCCUGUGAUACCGCAGAUUCAGACUUUGAGUUUCGAGGAGCUUGCAGCAGCGUCUCAAGGAGCGUCACAGCCGCCGCCGUCAGUUCCGGCCACCAUAUCGGAAGAGGAAGAACGAGAGGACCCGACGACAGAUACGUCAUAAGACAGAUCAAUGCGUGUGAGGAUCUUUGGAGAUACUAGUAACUGUGCAUGCACUGUUUUUAUGAUUGGUAAUGCGCAAAAUAGUUUUGUACAAUAACGUGACUAUUUACCCUAAAUACUGUCACACUGGCCUUUUUUAAGAGUAGAAGAGCAUAAAAUAGUGUUCCGUUGUGUUUGAUACAAACUGACCGAGUGUCAGACAGGAACCGUAUGUUAUGUUAUGUUCUGAUUCCGACGACAUGUCGAUAUUGACGUUGAGACAAUACGAAAGCGCACAGCGGGGAAAUCCGUCAGUCGUAUUAUUCCGACACUAAUCUCUUUUUUGUAUGUAGCACGUUUUAUUCCUGUACAUAUUAUGCAUUGUGUUAUGGUUUAAAAAAAAGCUGACGUGCGUGUAUAAGUAACUACUAUCAGAUGUGUGUUUUAGGGUCGAAUCAGUGUACACAUUUUUAACGGUAUAAUUGAAUGUAAUUUAAUAUGUAUAAUUAUGUUUUAAAUUAUAAUAUAUUAAUUCAAUUAAACUAAUUAAGAUGU
Molecule: messenger RNA, 4596 nt
Organism: Dreissena polymorpha
Lineage: Eukaryota; Metazoa; Mollusca; Bivalvia; Myida; Dreissenidae
Exons: 2
Coding region: 3020-4063 (347 amino acids)
Source: RefSeq, a predicted model, not a curated record